Lotus japonicus is the source of this 750-nucleotide messenger RNA. Its product is annotated as pathogenesis-related leaf protein 6-like. The annotation marks the transcript as partial. The record is from RefSeq and is a predicted model, not a curated record. Lineage: Eukaryota; Viridiplantae; Streptophyta; Magnoliopsida; Fabales; Fabaceae. Gene Ontology annotation, cellular component: extracellular region. The transcript has a single exon.
CAUGAGUUUCCACACUUCACUUUCUCUUCUUUGCCUCUCUAUUUGUUUCGCCUCCUAUGGUUUUCAUUUUCAGGUGCCCAAAACUCACCCCAAGACUACCUCAACGCCCACAACGCAGCUCGCGCACAAGUUGGUGUUGCAAACAUCACUUGGGACAACACGGUAGCAACCUAUGCCUUGAACUAUGCUAAUUCGAGGAUCAGUGAUUGCAACCUGGUGCACUCAAACGGACCUUACGGUGAGAAUCUUGCCAAAGGCAGUGGUUCGUUCACAGGCGUCACUGCGGUGAACUUGUGGGUGAAUGAGAAGCAAUACUACAAUUAUAACUCCAAUUCCUGCGUUGGCGGAGGCCAAUGCUUGCACUAUACUCAGGUGGUUUGGAGUAACUCGGUUCGUUUGGGGUGUGCAAGGGUGCAAUGCACCAAUAAUGGAUGGUGGUUUGUUACUUGCAACUAUGACCCCCCAGGCAAUUAUGUUGGCCAAAGCCCCUAUUAAACAACAAACCAUAAGGAGGCCUCAUAAUACACGAUUGUUUAAAUCACUCUAAGUAAAUGAGUUAAAAUCAUUUUAGUUUGGUUGGUUUAGUAAUGUUUUGACAUUUGUCUCAUGACACGUGUUAAAAUAUUAUUGAACCAAACUUAGAGUAAUUUACCUCAUAUUUUGCUUGGGUUAUUUAGACAAACUUUUAAUACUUAAAUUACUUAUGUUUUUUCGCAAUGAAAUCAUUCUCUUAAAUAAAAUAUUAUUUCC